ACCUUCAUCAUCACAAUAAUAAUUCAUCAACCCUAUUCAAAGUUCCAACCUUUUUCUAUUUCUUCAAUUUCCCCUUUUUGUUUCCCCCUUUCUGUGAUAAAUCUCUCGGUUUUCUCCUCUGAAUUUUCUCAUGUUUCCAUAGGGUUUCGCUCUGAAACUCUCCCUGCUUUCGUUUUCCCAGAUUCCAUUUCCAAACUCGUGCCUCUUCCUGGUUGAAUUUGAGCAUUGAAUUGUUGCGGCAUUUACACGAAUUUGCAACCCUGCCAACUGAGCUAGCUGACAUGCUGGGAUGAAGUGUGGUGCUUGGAAGGUGUUAUCAGAGUAGCACUCUUAAUUUGAGGUUGGAUGUUCAGUCAGAGCAUGGAUCCUGCAAGGGGUGCUAGUGGUGUUGGAGGGACUGUGUUAAUUCCCAUGCGGUUCGUGUGGCCGUACGGUGGAAGGAGUGUAUUUCUUACUGGUUCUUUCACAGGGUGGUCUGAACCUCUACCAAUGUCGCCAGUCGAAGGUUGCCCAACUGUGUUUCAAGUUAUUUAUAGCUUGCCUCCUGGUUACCAUCAGUACAAGUUUUUUGUUGAUGGAGAGUGGCGGCAUGAUGAGCAUCAACCUUGUGUACCUGGAGAUUAUGGGAUAGUCAACACUGUCUUAUUGGCUACUGAUCCUAACUACAUACCUGUUAUAACUACAGAUGCAGCGUCUGAAAAUAACAUGGAUGUGGAUAAUGAGGCUUUUCGCCGUAUGCAAAUCCGGUUGACAGAUGGUACAUUGAGUGAGGUGCUGCCAAGAAUAUCAGAUGCUGAUGUACAGAUCUCCCGUCAACGUAUUUCUGCAUUUCUAUCGAUGCACACAGCUUAUGAAUUACUUCCUGAGUCAGGCAAGGUUGUUGCCUUGGACGUUGAUUUGCCAGUGAAACAAGCAUUUCAUAUACUGCAUGAGCAGGGAAUUUACAUAGCUCCUCUCUGGGACUUCAGCAAGGGGCAAUUUGUUGGUGUUCUUAGUGCUGUGGAUUUUGUCUUAAUUUUAAGAGAGCUGGGGAAUCAUGGAUCCAAUCUGACAGAAGAGGAACUUGAAACACAUACCAUAUCAGCUUGGAAAGAAGGAAAGUCAUAUCUAAACAGACAGAACAACAGACAUGGAAUUGCAUUAUCAAGACUUUUUAUCCAUGCAGGGCCAUAUGAUAACCUGAAAGAUAUUGCCAUGAAGAUCUUGCAAAAGGAGGUUUCAACAGUUCCUAUUAUGCAUUCGUCUUCUGAAGAUGGUUCAUACCCACAGUUACUGCAUCUUGCUUCACUUUCAGGAAUACUUAAAUGCAUUUGUAGGUAUUUUAGGCACUGCUCUAGUUCAUUGCCUAUACUUCAAUUUCCAAUCUGUGCAAUACCUGUGGGAACGUGGGUACCUAAAAUCGGGGAAUCAAGUCGGCGGCCCUUAGCAAUGUUGAGACCAAGCUCUUCUCUUGCUGCAGCCCUAAAUUUAUUAGUUCAAGCCGAAGUUAGUUCAAUACCAAUAGUUGAUGAUAAUGACUCAUUACUGGAUAUAUAUUGUCGGAGUGACAUAACGGCUUUGGCAAAGGACAGAGCAUAUUCUCACAUCAAUCUUGAUGAGAUGACUGUUCAUGAGGCUUUGCAGUUGGGCCAGGACGCAUAUAGUCCGUAUGAACUCAGAAGUCAAAGAUGUCAGAUGUGCUUACGCUCUGAUUCGCUGCAAAAAGUCAUGGAACGGUUGGCAAAUCCAGGUGUGAGGCGGCUUGUUAUUGUGGAAGCUGGCAGCAAGCGUGUAGAAGGCAUUGUUUCAUUGAGUGACAUAUUCAAGUUCUUUCUUGGUUAGUUUGGAUUGAUGAAUGAAGAAGUAAAAUGGUAUGUGCAGUAAAAUAGUCAUAUAUUCUGGCCACACCAGCUAUUUAAAUGGUGAUUAAUCUCAUUUUAUUGUAAUACAAUUGGAUUGGCCUCUUUUGCCUCAUUUUAAGAUUUUAGGCUAGAGAGAGAGGCCUGUAAAUUCAGACUAUUUGAUUUUAUUCAUCUCUCCCCAUUCGUAGUAUCAUCUUCAAAUGUAUUGUGCUACUGAUAUAGAUGCCAGCAAGGUGGGGAGUACAUGAUCUGUAACCAUUCCAUGCUGUUUGUUAAGAUACAACAGAAUUUGAGAAGAAAAAAAUUACAGAUAGGAUGAAGAUUGAGAAGCUUUGUUUAUUAAUAAUCCUUGUUUAA
Messenger RNA from Lotus japonicus, 2198 nucleotides. RefSeq names its product sucrose nonfermenting 4-like protein. The record is from RefSeq and is a predicted model, not a curated record. The transcript is spliced from 14 exons. Bases 346 to 1821 code for a protein of 491 amino acids. Lineage: Eukaryota; Viridiplantae; Streptophyta; Magnoliopsida; Fabales; Fabaceae.